GGGGAAUGCAGAAGGCGUGGCCGCGGCGGGAGUGGUAUUAAAAGGCGGCGUCGGCGUUGGCGGGGUACCAUACGCACGCACACCGCCGACAACACCACCACCAACACCACCACCUCCACCUCCACUAUGAAGCUUUGUGUGCUCGCCCUGGUGGCCCUCGUGGCCGUGGUCACGGCGCGCCCCGACAGGGUGCUGGACCUGGACCUGGAUGACAUCCACCACGACCUGUCCAUCGCCGACGACACCUCCGUCACCGGCACGUACAGCUGGACGUCCCCCGAGGGCGAGAAGUACUUCGUGCGUUACGUCGCCGACGACGACGGUUACCGCGUCAUCGAGUCCAACGCCGUCCCCGCCACCCUCGGCGGCACGGCGGCCAACGGCGCGCAGGGCGCCUUCGGCUCCUCCGAGGAGGACGACGACGACAGCAGGUUCGACUUUGACUGAGCACCGCGUCCCCAACACGUCCCAGCCUUCAGCCAGCCCCGCGCCGCGCCUCCCUGCACGCCUGUCCCGCCACGGCUUCGUCUUGCCGUGGCACUCACCACGCUGACCGGUGAGGAGCCUCGCCGCCACACACGUGGCGAUGCGCAUCACCACCAUACCAGGUGGUGAUGCGCCUCACCACCACCACCACCACCACCGGAGCGUCGCCAUGAGGUCGUCGCCGUGGCCGUGGCGGCGCCGCACCCCUCACAGGUUCCUCACGGCUCAGUGUGUCCUUUAUGUGUUGUAAAUAUACGAUUACAAAUUCCA
Messenger RNA from Eriocheir sinensis (Chinese mitten crab), 756 nucleotides. Its product is annotated as larval cuticle protein 2-like. The record is from RefSeq and is a predicted model, not a curated record. The coding region runs from base 127 to 447 and encodes 106 amino acids. The transcript is spliced from 2 exons. NCBI's taxonomy places the organism in Eukaryota, Metazoa, Arthropoda, Malacostraca, Decapoda, Varunidae.